Molecule: messenger RNA, 3234 nt
Organism: Tetrahymena thermophila SB210
Lineage: Eukaryota; Ciliophora; Oligohymenophorea; Hymenostomatida; Tetrahymenidae
Product: transmembrane protein, putative
Exons: 19
Source: RefSeq, a predicted model, not a curated record
AUGCAUAAGACUAAACCUGUAAAUAAUGUGAUUAAUCUUGUAAAAAUUGCUCUGGAGAUAGUACUUAGUGUACUGAGUGCGUAGAUGGAUAUUUUUUACAAUAAGAUCUAACUAAUAAUACAAACACUUGUAAGCCAUGUGAUGCUAGCUGUUAAACUUGCAGUAGUUUUAGUAGUUAUUGUAUUAAAUGCAAUUUAAAUUACUUUCCACUUUACUAUAAUUAAAGUUUUUUAAACUAAUGUACUUAUUGUUAAGGAAGUGAUAGAUUUAAAUAAAAAAAUUAAUGCUAACUAUGUAAUAGUUCUUGUAGUGCAUGUUAGAAUAAUGAAGCUGAUAAUUGUACACAAUGCUAUCCUGGGUAUUAUUUGGAUCACUAGACUUGUUAGCCAUGUGAUAGUACAUGUAAUGAAUGCAGUGGCCCUAGCAAAACAGAUUGUAAAUCAUGUAGGCAAGACAGUUACUUAAAAAUAGUUGAUCAUACUUGCUGGCCAUGUGAUUAAUCUUGCUAAGGAUGCACAGGACCAAAAAAUAGUGAUUGCUUAAAUUGCAAAAUUGGUUAUUCUUUUAAAGAAUAAAUAUGUAUCAAGUGUGAUAUUACUUGUUAAAGAUGUACCGGAACAUCAUCUACAGAGUGUAAAGAAUGCUAUAGUAACUUUUACUUAACUCCAGACAACAGAUGUAUUUCAUGCUAACUAGAUGGAUGGUACAGAAGUGGAUUAUAGUGUUUGCAAUGCUAAUCACCUUGUUAAACAUGCAUAACCAAACCAAAUUUUUGUUUAACAUGUGAGACAGGAUUGUAUUUAUUUCUAGGAUAUUUAAUGUUUGAAAUGUUCUUCAAACUGCUUGACUUGCUCACAAAACGAAGCAAAUUGUUAAACUUGCUCUACUGGAUAAUAUUUGACAAAUGAUAAUAAAUGCGUGGAAUGCAAUUAAAAUGGAUAAUUUAUCUCAGAUAAGGCAUGCAAAACAUGUGAUGUUACAUGUUUAAAAUGUAAUGGAACAUAAAGUACAAACUGCACAGAAUGUAGAACAGGCUCAUAUUUAUCCUAAAACAAUGAGUGUGUUCCAUGUAAUAAAGCCGGACAAUAUAUAUCUUAAACUAAAUGUAUAUAAUGCGAUGUGUCCUGUACUAAAUGCGAUGAACUUGUAAAUAGUCAUUGUUCUUCUUGUGUUGAUGGUUAAUAUUUAACUGUAGAUUUCAAAUGCACACCUUGUACUGACAAUGGAUUUUUUAUCUCAUAAAAUUAAUAUUGUGUUUAAUGUCAUAGUACUUGUAUAAAGUGUAAAGGAAAUACUGAAAAUGAUUGUAUAAAAUGUCAAAUAGGGCUUUACUUAAAUGAUAAAAAUUAGUGUGUUUCAUGUAAUUAAGAUGGAUUAUUUAUCAAUGGAGGCAAGUGCUAAUAAUGUUAUUAAUAUUGUGCUAGUUGCUCUGGGACUCAGAUUACAGAUUGCAAAACUUGUCUAGUAGGAUAUUAUUUGAUAAAUAACAAUUCAUGUGUAAAAUGCGACUAAGAUGGAUAAUUUAUAUCAGGUAUAUAAUGUAAAAACUGUCAUAGUUCAUGUCUAAAAUGUAAUGAUAUAAAUAAAACUAAUUGUACCUAAUGUAGGUCAAAUUUAUACUUGUCUUCAAAUAAUGAAUGUGUAGCAUGCGAUCAACCAGGGCAAUCAAAGUUUGGAACUUAAUGUAUUUAAUGUGACUCCUCAUGUCUAACCUGUGAUGGAACAUAAAAUACUAAUUGCUUAUCUUGCACUAAUGAUAAAUACUUAACUCCAAAAAAAUAAUGCACAUCUUGUACUGAUGAUGGAUAUUUUAUAUCCUCUUAAAAUUAAUGUUAAGAAUGCGAUAAAACAUGUUUGAAAUGCAAAGGAACAACUUCUAAAGAUUGUCUUACAUGUCCAAUAGGCAAAUAUUUAUAUGAAGAUAAUUAGUGUAUUUCUUGUGAUCCAAAUGGAUUCUUUAUAAGUGAAAAUAAGUGCUUUAAAUGUGAUUCUUCUUGUCUUACAUGCAAAGGAACUGCAAAUACUGAUUGUCUAUCAUGCAGCAAAGGUUAGUAUUUGUUAGUCAGUACUUGCGUAAGCAGCUGUAAUACAAAGAAUGGAUACUUUAUCUCAGGCGAUAAAUGUAUUCAAUGUGAUAAAACUUGCAAAACUUGUAGUGGAGAAUUAGAGACGAACUGUUUAUCUUGCGUUUUUGGUUUAAUCUUUUAGCCUAGUUUUAAUAUAUGUGAUAAAUGCGAAGAAGGAUAAUUUUUAAAUAAAUCGACUAAUGAGUGUGAAUAUUGUGAUAAAACUUGUCUAACCUGCAUUGGAACAAAUAAAAACUAAUGCAAAAUAUGUGCUGAUGGAUUAACUUUAAGUAAAGUUACAAAUACUUGUGAAAAUAGUACUGCAAUUAAAAACUAAUAAGAGUAAAUAAAGUAAAUCUAAAAAGUAGGUUGCUUAAAUAAAUAAAGUAAAUCAGAUUCAGAUUGCAUGUAAAGAAUUGAUACCAGUGAGUCUUAAAUCUAAAUUUUAAAUGUUUUAAAUAUUUGCAACAUUGUGGUAUUAAUCCUUUCUUCUGCAUUUACACCGUUUGGAACUUCAAUUGGCUAGAUUUUUUUAUAAAACUCUUAAAUUAUAGGAAAUUACAUUUUUGCUUCAAAACUUUAUUCUCUUUGGAUGAACUAAUUUGAGCUGAAAACUUAUUAUGCAUAUCACGUUGUUUAAUCUGCUAUUUUUAGAAAUACUUAGAUAAGCUCUUAAAACAGCAAACUAAUCUCUUCUAGCUUUUUCGUUUUUAACGCUGUUUAUAUACUAAAAUACCAAUUUCACCUUGAAAAAAUAGACUUGAUUUUAAUAGCUAUUUCGAUACCUGUAUAUUUAAUUUUACAAUCCCUGUGGAGCAUCAAAAUUGGAUUUAAAUUCUAUUAAAUAUCUUCAAAUGAUUUGGCCUCCAUAGAUAGUUUAACUCAAAAAAUAGAAAUAUCUGAUCAAUUUUCUAGAAUUUUUUGGAUAGUAUUUGAAUGGAAAAAAAUUUUUAUUACUGUAUCAUCUUAGCAUAAGACAAUGGUUUAAAUCCUUAGAAUGUUCCUAGUUUAUCACAAAAUAUGCAAUCAAGUUCUAUUUUAAAGAAAAGUAAGAGGAACAAAUAACACUACAACUUAAUAAAUAGAAUAAUUUAAUGACACUAAUAUUAACUAAAUAUUUGAAAUGUUAGAUUAGAAAAAAAAUAAAAUUGAUUGGAAAAGAUUUUGA